Molecule: messenger RNA, 1637 nt
Organism: Rana temporaria (common frog)
Lineage: Eukaryota; Metazoa; Chordata; Amphibia; Anura; Ranidae
Product: oocyte zinc finger protein XlCOF7.1-like
Exons: 2
Source: RefSeq, a predicted model, not a curated record
CCGGUCUUAAUCAUCAUCAUCAGAGAUUGCACACACCUGAGAAACUUUUUUCCUGUAAUGAGUGUGGGAAAUGCUUUACAUGGAAGUCCAAUCUUCAUAUUCACCAAAGAUCACACACAGGUGAGAAGCCUUAUUCCUGUUCUGAGUGUGGAAAAUGUUUUGCUCUAAAAUCAGUUCUGGUCUCACAUCAGAUGUCUCACACAGAGGAAAAGCCGCAUUCCUGUCCUGAGUGCGGUAAAUGUUUUUCACAGAAGUCCAACCUUUACAGACACCAGAGAUCUCACAAGGGGGAAAAGCCCUAUUCCUGUCUUGAGUGCGGAAAAUGUUUUUCAGACAUGUCCUAUUUUCAUAAUCAUCAGAAAUUGCACACAGGUGAGAAUCUGUAUUUCUGUUCUGAGUGCGGAAAAGGUUUUAUACAAAAACAAGAACUUGUCAUACAUCAGAGGUCUCACACGAAGGAAAAGCCGUAUUCCUGUCCUGAGUGUGGGAAAUGUUUUUCACAGAAGCCCGAUCUUUCCAGACAUAAGAAAUAUCACACAGGGGAAAAGCCCUACUCCUGUCCUGAGUGCAGAAAAUGUUUUGCAGAAAAGUGGCAUCUUGGUAGUCAUCAGAGAUUGCACACAGGCGAGAAGCCGUUUUCCUGCUCUGAGUGCGGGAAAUGUUUUGCACAACAAUCAGGACUUGUCUCACAUCAGAGAUCUCACACGGGGGAAAAGCCGUUUCCAUGUCCUGAGUGCGGGAAAUGUUUUUCAGAGAAGUCCAGUCUUUCCAAACAUCAGAGAUCUCACACGGGUGAGAAGCCUUUUUCCUGUUCUGAGUGCGGGAAAUGUUUUUCACAGAAGUCCAGUCUUUCCACACAUCAGAGAUCUCACACGGGGCAGAGGCCUUUUUCCUGUUCUGAGUGCGGAAAAUGUUUUUCACAGAAGUCCAGUCUUUCCAAACAUCAGAGAUCUCACACAGGUGAGAAGCCUUUUUCCUGUUCUGAGUGUGGGAAAUGUUUUUCACAGACGUCCAGUCUUUACAAACAUCAGAAAUUUCACACGGGUGAGAAGCCGUAUUCCUGUCCUGAGUGCGGAAAAUGUUUUUCACAGAAGUCCAGUCUUUCCACACAUCAGAGAUUGCACACGGGGGAGAAGCCUUUUUCCUGUUCUGAGUGCGGGAAAUGUUUUUCAGACAAGUCCCAUCUUUCCAAACAUCAGAGAUCACACACGGGGCAGAGGCCUUUUUCCUGUUCUGAGUGCGGAAAAUGUUUUUCACAGAAGUCCCAUCUUUCCACACAUCAGAGAUCACACACGGGGGAGAAGCCUUUUUCCUGUUCUGAGUGUGGGAAAUGUUUUUCAGACAAGUCCCAUCUUUCCCAACAUCAGAGAUUACACACGGGGGAAAAGCCAUAUUCCUGUUCUGAGUGCGGGAAAUGUUUUUUACAGAAGUCCCAUCUUUCCACACAUCAGAGAUCACACACGGGGGAGAAGCCUUUUUCCUGUUCUGAGUGCGGGAAAUGUUUUAUAGACAAGUCCCAUCUUUCCAAACAUCAGAGAUCACACACGGGGGAAAAGCCUUUUUCCUGUUCUGAGUGCGGGAAAUGUUUUUCAGUGAAGUCCAAUCUUUCCACACAUCAGAGAUUGCACACGGGGGAG